Molecule: messenger RNA, 2509 nt
Organism: Corvus hawaiiensis (hawaiian crow)
Lineage: Eukaryota; Metazoa; Chordata; Aves; Passeriformes; Corvidae
Gene: CDKAL1
Product: CDK5 regulatory subunit associated protein 1 like 1
Exons: 16
Coding region: 254-2002 (582 amino acids)
Biological process (GO): tRNA methylthiolation
Cellular component (GO): endoplasmic reticulum
Molecular function (GO): 4 iron, 4 sulfur cluster binding; tRNA (N(6)-L-threonylcarbamoyladenosine(37)-C(2))-methylthiotransferase activity
Source: RefSeq, a predicted model, not a curated record
GGCCCCCUUCCCUCCGCUCCUCUCCUCUUCCGUCCCGUCCUUCCUUCCCCUGCCCGGUUCUGACGGUGUGGCCGAUCCCCUUCUCCUGCCCGCGCGAUGUUCCCAUCCCCUGUGGGGCCUUCCCAGGGCUCCGCGUUAACGUCGGGAGGAGGAGACGAAUCUCCUGGCGGGAAUCUCCGGAGGGGUCGGCGGCCGGGAUGCAGCUCGGGGAUGGGGAUUACUGUCCAAGAGGAUUUAGACCUUGCUUAAAAAGAUGCCUGCUGCCUGUGAGUCAGUGCUUGAGGAUAUUGAAGACAUCGUGUCAGCAGAAGAUUUGAGGCCACACGAUCGGCAGUUUGUGAGAAAGAAUGUUUUUCCCAAAGUGCGAAAACGCAACUCCCAAAAAAACGUUCAGACAGAUGAUGAGCCCCCAAGUGACAGCAUUAUUCCUGGUGUUCAGAAAAUCUGGAUUCGUACAUGGGGAUGUUCUCACAAUAAUUCAGAUGGUGAAUACAUGGCUGGACAGCUGGCUGCAUAUGGAUACAAAAUUACAGACAACUCUGCUGAAGCAGAUUUGUGGUUGCUGAACAGUUGUACAGUAAAAAAUCCUGCCGAGGACCACUUCAGAAACUCGAUCAAGAAAGCCCAAGAAGGGAAGAAGAAAGUCGUUCUAGCAGGCUGUGUACCCCAAGCCCAACCUCGCCAGGAGUACCUGAAAGGCUUGAGUAUUAUAGGGGUUCAGCAGAUAGAUCGUGUAGUAGAAGUUGUGGAGGAAACUAUUAAAGGUCAUUCUGUGAGACUGCUGGGUCAGAAAAAGGAUAAUGGAAAACGUUUGGGGGGAGCACGACUGGAUUUGCCAAAGAUUAGGAAGAAUCCACUGAUAGAAAUAAUUUCCAUCAAUACAGGGUGUCUCAAUGCAUGUACCUACUGUAAAACUAAGCAUGCCAGAGGAGAUCUAGCAAGUUAUCCAAUUGAAGAACUGGUGGACAGAGCCAAACAGUCUUUUCAAGAGGGUGUUUGUGAGAUAUGGCUGACCAGUGAAGACACAGGGGCUUAUGGCAGAGACAUUGGCACAGACCUCCCCACGCUUCUGUGGAAGCUGGUUGAAGUUAUUCCUGAGGGAGCUAUGCUGAGGCUUGGCAUGACAAACCCUCCCUAUAUUUUAGAGCAUCUGGAGGAAAUGGCCAAGAUUCUCAAUCAUCCAAGAGUAUAUGCUUUUCUGCACAUACCAGUCCAGUCAGCCUCUGACAGUGUGCUCAUGGAUAUGAAAAGAGAAUACUGUGUGGCAGACUUCAAACAAGUAGUGGAUUUCCUUAAAGAAAAAGUGCCUGGAAUAACAAUUGCUACAGACAUCAUUUGUGGUUUUCCAGGAGAGACAGAUGAAGAUUUUCUAGAAACAAUGAAACUUGUAGAACUGUACAGGUUUCCAAGCUUGUUUAUUAAUCAAUUCUACCCACGCCCAGGAACCCCAGCUGCAAAAAUGCCUCAAGUUCCAGCUGCAGUGAAAAAAAAGAGAACGAAGGAUCUGUCCCAGCUGUUUCAUUCAUACAAUCCAUAUGAUCAUAAGGUUGGUGAGAGGCAGAGAGUUCUGGUAACAGAAGAAUCCUUUGACUCCAAUUACUAUGUUGCUCACAAUCCUUUCUAUGAGCAGGUUCUUGUGCCAAAGGAUCCUCUGUUAAUGGGUAAGAUGGUAGAAGUGAAUAUUUAUGAAGCUGGGAAACAUUUUAUGAAGGGGCAGCCAGUAUCAGAUGCCAGAGUUCACACUGCAUCCAUCACCAGACCGUUAGCAAAAGGAGAAGUUUCUGGUUUAACAGAGGAGUUCAGACGUGCACCACAGAACGGCACAAACUGGAAAGCCCAGCCUUCUGCUGAGAUCCCAGUGAAAACACGGCUCAGCUCGUGGAUGGCUUUUCAGCUCCCAUGGCAACAAGAGGGAGGUGGACUGAAGAUCCUGUCUGUCAGCCUGGCUCUACUGGCAGUUCUUGUUAUGUUUUACUACAGAGGAAUGAAAACAGAACCGUGAACUGAAUGGGGCUUUUAUAAAAACAGUGAAACUGCUGUUUAAAAUCUUCAAAGGAAACACUUUUACCAACAAAUCUUUUUUUCUUUUUUCUUUUUUUUUUUUUAGAAAAAAAGAAAGCUAAUCUAAAUUGGGCAAUAAUUUGUACUCACUCUAUGCCUUUCCUGUCAUUCAAAGGAGAGAAGGUUAAUAAACUGUAGGGAGGCCUAUCUUGCCAAAACCUGAGAUCCUUGGUUGGUAGAACAGUUUGUUGCACCUUUCCUUUUCUUUUUUUCCUAAAAUGAUGCAAUGUUUGCAUUACAUACUCUUUUCAUAAUUGCUAUAUCAGGUAAAAUUGCAUUAAGUUUGUAAGGAUCUUUCCAUUGAGUGAUAUUGGUCAUCUUUUAUGGUUAGGAUAUUUAAAGUUUUCCUAAAGAUUUUUCUUGAUGCAGUGUGAUGGUUUGGUAUCUGUCUUUUUACAUUAGAAUGAACACUGCAAGGCCAUUAAAGUUUGUCAUUUGUUGCCAUUUA